AUGGGAUCCGUAUUUGGAAGAGAAUCCGUAGCGGAGCCAGCCUUUGAAGUUCUUUUGGAAAGAGCCCAUGGUCCUGUGCAGACAACUUAUGAAAUCCGUCGCUACGGCGAACGAUUUGCUGCCGAGACUACCUACACCGGGGAUGGUGACAAUUCUCCCUUUCGGCUGUUAGCACAGUAUAUUGGAGUAUUUGGCAACCCUCAAAAUGAAGCCUCUGAAUCCAUCAGCAUGACGGCACCUGUCAUGAAGAGCGGUUCGGAAGGUGGUACUGCCAUUGCAAUGACGGCACCGGUCAUGAGAUCUGCCAACCACAAGGAAGGAGAAAAGACCAUGCAGUUUGUCCUCCCCGCCGAAUAUGAUGAAUUGUCUAAGAUUCCAAAACCAACCAAUCCCAAGGUUCACAUCAAAGAGAUCCCUCCACAAGUAGGUGCUGUCCACCGAUACAGUGGAAGCAUGGACGAUUCGCACUCGGAGAAAACGGCAAUGGAACUAGCUGCCCAACUUCGAAAGGACGGAGUUGAAAUCUCUGAUGCAGAUGCCUUGAGAAGCUACAACUUUUGGGGAUACAAUCCGCCCUUUUGCUUGCCUGCGUUUCGACGAAACGAAGUUUGGAUCGAAUUAACAACGGAUCAGGCAGAACAGUUGGUGAAGGAGUUCAACCCAGAGGAUGUCAACUAA
This is a messenger RNA of Seminavis robusta, 678 nucleotides long. The record is from the annotation of a GenBank genome assembly. Lineage: Eukaryota; Bacillariophyta; Bacillariophyceae; Naviculales; Naviculaceae.